GUUAUAACAUUCGGUGCCCGCCUUUAGUGGGAGCAUCAAAAAGCUUCUCACUUUACCCAUAACACCAAAUUAAAAGAACAGAAAAAUCCUUUCUUUUUUCUCACCAACUAAGAACUGUGCAUACGUUAUCGAUCAUGGAAGGUAUUAUCGUUAGAAGGGUCAUCCCCUCGGACAACAGUUGCCUUUUUAAUGCUGUUGGGUACGUUAUGGACCAUGUCAAAGAAAAAGCCCCAGAGCUGAGACAGGUUAUAGCUGCAACAGUGGCAAGUGAUCCUACAAAAUAUUCUGAGGCAUUUCUUGCAAAGCCGAAUGCUGAGUAUUGUUCGUGGAUUCUUGACUCGGACAAGUGGGGAGGUGCCAUUGAGCUUUCAAUAUUAGCAGAUUACUAUGGCAGGGAAAUUGCAGCAUAUGAUAUCCAGACUGCCAGAUGUGAUUUGUAUGGUCAGGAUAAGAACUACUCUGAAAGAGUCAUGCUGAUCUAUGAUGGUCUCCACUAUGAUGCUUUGGCUAUGUCCCCAUUUGAGGGUGCUCCGGAGGAGUUUGAUCAAACUAUCUUUGCUGUACAGAGGAAUAGAACUGUUGGGCCAGUUGAAGGCCUUGCACUUAAUCUGGUCAAGGAUCAACAAAGGAAGAGGAGCUACACUGACACCGCCAACUUCACUUUGCGUUGUGGCGUAUGCCAAAUUGGAGUGGUCGGCCAGAAGGAGGCUAUGGAGCAUGCACAAGCAACAGGCCAUGUGAACUUUCAAGAAUAUAGAUGACAGAAAAAGGUUUGGGCAAGAAAAAUGGGAGAUACAUUUGAUUUAGUGAGCUCUUUCUUACCUAAGUUCAUUGAACUUUUUUAUCAUUUGUUUGAUAGUUAUCUCAUUGGAUUCUUGAAAAACCAAUAAGGUUGGUCAAUUUAGCUUGGGAACAGUUCGUGCCAAAUGAAAAUGUUUACUGUUUUCUUA
Messenger RNA from Theobroma cacao (cacao), 950 nucleotides. Its product is annotated as OTU-like cysteine protease family protein. Gene Ontology annotation, molecular function: cysteine-type deubiquitinase activity. Gene Ontology annotation, cellular component: nucleus; cytosol. Gene Ontology annotation, biological process: ERAD pathway; endoplasmic reticulum unfolded protein response; protein deubiquitination. The record is from RefSeq and is a predicted model, not a curated record. NCBI's taxonomy places the organism in Eukaryota, Viridiplantae, Streptophyta, Magnoliopsida, Malvales, Malvaceae.